This is a messenger RNA of Ostreobium quekettii, 651 nucleotides long. Lineage: Eukaryota; Viridiplantae; Chlorophyta; Ulvophyceae; Bryopsidales; Ostreobiaceae. The record is from the annotation of a GenBank genome assembly.
AUGGCCCAACCACGCCUUGCUCUUGGCGUUUGUUUAUCGGUCCUCCUGGCGCUUGCUGCGUCCAGACAGGUCAACGGCGACUCUCCGUGGUUUUGCCAUGGGCUUGACUGCCCCACGUACACCGUUCAGGAAACGGUCGACGGCGUGGAGCUGAGGGCUUACGACGCCGCCGCUUGGGUGUCGACGAAAGUGACGGGCUCAUCAUAUGCCAAGGCCCAAAUCACGGGUUUCGACAUUCUGCUUAAAUACAUUGGAGGGGCAAACUCUGAUGGCACAAAGAUAGCAAUGACAGCACCAGUCCGUGUCCGAAUGCUGCCAACCAGCUCUGGCCUGGAGGAAAACUUCAUCUUUUCCUUCUUUCUCCCUUUUGAUUAUCAGCUUUCCCCACCAACGCCAACCAGCCCUGACGUCUACAUAGAGGAGGUGCCAAAGAUGACCGUGUACGUGUCUUCCUUUGGGGGUUACGCAAAGGAGGCCACCAUCGUCAAGACUGCGAAUGACCUUCUUGACGCACUGCAGAACAGGGGGGCCGACGUCAUUGAAGACAGCUACUUUUUCUGCGGCUAUGAUAACCCUUUUAGGGUUCUAGACCGCCACAACGAAGUGUGGUUUGUUGAGAAGAACACGACGGGUUUGAUUUCAGUGACGUGA